This is a messenger RNA of Eufriesea mexicana, 2320 nucleotides long. RefSeq names its product SPG7 matrix AAA peptidase subunit, paraplegin (gene Spg7). Gene Ontology annotation, biological process: mitochondrial protein processing. The transcript has 9 exons. Lineage: Eukaryota; Metazoa; Arthropoda; Insecta; Hymenoptera; Apidae. Gene Ontology annotation, molecular function: ATP-dependent peptidase activity; ATP binding; metalloendopeptidase activity. Gene Ontology annotation, cellular component: membrane; m-AAA complex. Bases 1 to 2220 code for a protein of 739 amino acids. The record is from RefSeq and is a predicted model, not a curated record.
AUGCAAAAUUUUAUACAUUCAAAGCGACAAUAUGUCGUUUCACAAAAACUUCUUGGAUCUGUGUUCAAAUAUAAUCUAAAUAAAUAUAAAAUAUGUAACACCAUGUCUACAAAUAUUAAUCUUACGUACCAGUUAUAUGGAAUAAAAACUAAGAAAUUAAUGCAAAUACCGCUAUUACAUUCAAAAAAUCAAAGUUUUGGAAUUUAUUUUCCAAGUUUGUGUAAUGCAAGAAAUUUUAGCACAAGUUCUAUUUAUUAUCAGCAACCAAAUGAUCCUACAGAAUCUAAUAAAGAUCCUAAAAAGGAUAAAUCAAAUGACCCUAAUGAGUCAGUACUCUUUGCAGUGAAAAUAUUUUCCGUGCUCUCAUUUAUAAUGUUAACUUACUUAGUAUUUGUUUCAAUAUCUCUCAAUAAUUCAGCUGUAGUAAUACCAUGGCCUGAUUUUAUACAUGAAUUACUUUUGAAAGGACAAGUUCAAGAAAUUAUAAUACGUCCAUUUGAUAUGCAAAUUAUAGUGAAACCUGGUGCUACAUAUAAAGGAAAAUCACUCGAUUAUCGAUACAUUGUAAUUAAAAAUAACCGUGAUCUCAAUUCUGUUGAGGAUCAAAUUAGAGCUAUAGAAAAACGUGUUGGCAUUAAAACAGAGGAUGGAAUUUCAAUUAGAUAUGUUCAGAAUAAUACGAAAUUAGCUAUGUCAUCAUUGUUGUUAUGGGCGAUCUUCUUUGCUGGUGCAUAUGCGGUUUAUCGUCAUCCUCUGGUCAAGAAAUCAUUGAGUAACAUUAUGCCUUUUAGUAAAGCAAACUAUACAUUAGUAGAACCUUUUCUUGGCAAAGGUGUUCAUUUUAAAGAUGUGGCUGGUUUAAAAGAAGCCAAAAUAGAAGUCAUGGAAUUUGUUGAUUAUCUUAAAAACUCUGAAAAAUAUACGAAACUUGGUGCUAAAGUACCUAAAGGAGCCCUACUGUUAGGACCACCAGGUUGUGGUAAAACACUUUUAGCUAAAGCUGUUGCAACUGAAGCAAGUGUUCCAUUUUUAUCUAUGAAUGGAUCUGAAUUCACUGAACUAAUAGGUGGAUUAGGUGCUGCACGUGUAAGAGAUUUAUUUGCAGAAGCUAAAAAAAGAGCUCCUAGUAUUAUUUAUAUAGAUGAAAUUGAUGCAAUAGGCAAGAAACGGGCAGAUUCAUAUGUUGAAGGUAGCAACAGUGAAUCAGAGAGAACAUUAAAUCAGCUUUUAGUAGAAAUGGAUGGAAUGAUAGCAGCAAAAGAUGUUAUUAUUCUGGCCUCAACAAAUAGAUCGGAAGUUUUAGAUAAAGCUUUAUUAAGAUGUGGUAGAUUUGAUAGACAUAUUUUAAUUGAUCUUCCUACCUUGCAAGAGAGAGAACAAAUUUUUGAGUAUCAUCUCCAGUCAUUAUCAUUGGAAGGCAAACCAAACCAGUAUAGUAAAUAUUUAGCUCAUCUUACUCCAGGUUUUAGUGGAGCUGAUAUAGCAAAUAUUUGCAAUGAGGCUGCAUUACAUGCAGCAAGUGAGAAAAAAGUUAAAGUUGACAAUAAUGAUCUUAUGUAUGCAAUUGAUAAAGUAUUAGGUGGCACAGUAAAAAGAUCUAGUACAUUGACACCUUCUGAAAAAAAAACUAUCGUUUAUCACGAAGCUGGUCAUGCAUUAGCAGCAUGGUUGUUGGAACAUUCAAAACCUCUAAUUAAAGUAACAGUAGUACCAAGAACAAAUAGACGUCUGGGAUUUUCUCAGUAUUCCGAUUCAAAUCUGAAACUUCAAACUUCAGACUACCUCCUUGAAUAUAUGUGUGUAUUGUUAGGUGGUAGAGUUGCAGAAAAUAUAAUAUUUAAUAAAGUUUCAACUGGUGCACAGAAUGAUUUAGAAAAGGUGACAGAAAUCGCGUAUCGUCAAGUGCAACAAUUUGGAAUGAGUCCGUCUGUGGGUUUAGUUUCCUUUGACAAAGAACUAACAACGACAAAGAACAAAAAACCAUAUAGUAAGAAAUUGGGAAGAUUAAUGGAUGCAGAAGUACGAAGAAUAAUUAUCGAAGCAUAUAAAAAGACUGAAAAAUUAUUACAAGAUAAUAGGGAUAAAUUGAUAAUAUUGGCUGAAACACUUUUGAAGAAGGAAACCUUAACAUAUAAGGAUAUAGAAGCAUUAAUUGGUCCUCCACCUUUUGGAAAAAAAGAUCUUAUGGACCUUCAGACAUGUAACCCAGAUAUUGAAUAAGUAAAAUUGAUAAUACGUACCACAUUUUGAUAGAUACCUAAUAUUAAGUUCUAUAGGACAAACCUUUCAUAAAAGAUUUGUAGUUCAUUUCACAAAGAAU